Helicoverpa armigera (cotton bollworm) is the source of this 2487-nucleotide messenger RNA. RefSeq names its product arylsulfatase B. NCBI's taxonomy places the organism in Eukaryota, Metazoa, Arthropoda, Insecta, Lepidoptera, Noctuidae. The record is from RefSeq and is a predicted model, not a curated record. Bases 311 to 1918 code for a protein of 535 amino acids. The transcript is spliced from 7 exons.
GCCAGCAGGUUAUAAAAUAGGUUAUUAGUCCAAGUAGCUGCGCUAAAAUAUGAUAUCGUUGAAUAACGAAUCGUGUGAACUUGUGUGUUCACACAGUGCUAAACAUCAACACUGAACACUCGUGCCAUUUUAGUGAUAAAUACGUAUUCAAUAAUAUCUAUUAAACAAUUAGACAAAAGUUGAAUGUACGAUAGCUGCGCGGAGAUACUGUUAUGUAGAAUAGGCGAAUAGUUCAACUAAUCAAGUGACUAGUUUAUACAGAUUGAGAAAAGAAACAAGUGAAUACAUAGUUCAGUCUGUAGUUUCUAGGAUGGUGGUCAUAAAUGUGGUAAUUCUCUUAUUGAUGAUAGAAACUCUAUCAUGUGAGGCAAAUCGUCCUAAUAUUGUAUUUAUAAUAGCAGACGAUUUGGGAUGGAAUGAUGUCAGUUUCCAUGGAUCAGAUCAAACCUUAACGCCUAACAUUGACUUGUUAGCAUAUUCGGGUGUUGCACUCGGACGGUACUACAGCCAUGCUAUGUGCACGCCUUCGCGAUCAGCUCUUCUUACUGGCAAAUACUCUUAUAAGUUAGGGAUGCAAGGUUAUCCUCUCGUCUUAAGUGAAGAUCGGGGUCUGCCAACUAGUAUAACGAUAUUACCCGAGUAUUUAAAAGAUGCUGGUUAUUCUACCCAUAUAGUGGGUAAAUGGCACGUUGGUUCAUCCAGAGAGGAAUAUUUGCCAACCAAGAGAGGCUUCGACAGCCAUUUUGGACACAGAGGAGGAUAUUUGGAUUAUUAUGAGUACAGUUAUGAGGAAGACUGGGGCAAACUCGGUCGAGUUGCUGGGUUAGCCUUAUUUAAAAACCAAACUCCUGCUUGGGAUGUGGAGGGUUACAUCACAGACGUUUAUACAGAACAGGCUACAUCAAUAAUAAACAAGCACGACACAUCGUCUCCUUUAUUCUUGAUGGUCGCGCACAACGCCCCGCACGCCAGUAACGAUGGAGCGCUUCUGCAGGCUCCGCACGAAACCGUCAGAGAGAUGAGAUACGUCGAGUCACCGCAGAGAAGGAUUUUUGCAGCCAUGAUAAAAAAACUAGAUGACAGUGUCGGUGAUAUAGUUGCAGCUUUAUAUGCAAAGGGAAUUUUAGAUAACACUAUUAUAGCGUUCGUUUCUGACAACGGAGGCAUGACAAGCGGCGAGUUCAAUAACUUCGCGUCCAAUUAUCCACUGAGAGGAAUUAAAAUGUCACCAUUCGAGGGCGGUCUAAGGGUUGUCGGGUUAUUGUGGAGUGCCAACUUGAACAACACGAGUCAUUACUGGGACGGGUACAUGCACGUCAUAGAUUGGUUGCCCACACUUUUGAGUGCUGCUGGUAUAGAAACGCCAGCAGACAUUGAUGGGAUCAAUCAGUGGGAUAGUAUCAACUCAAACUCGCCUUCUGAAAGAAUUACGAUGUACGAAAUAGAUGACAUGGUCGGAUAUGCUUCGAUUAUAUACGGUGACUACAAGCUCUUGACCGGGGAAGUCAUUCAAAAUUACUGUACAUAUCAAGGGUCUAAUCUUACUGGCCUCAUUGGCAAACCUCCUUGUUAUGUCGAUGCCAUUGUGGACAGCACCAUGUAUAGAGUACUUGACUUGAUUGGUCAGCCUUUUAACAUACAUGACUUGAGUCUACGAAAAAAUACAAUAGUACAAUGUGACACACCUCCGACUGAUCUAUGUUUUCCUGGUGUCGGCAAGGUAUGCCUUUACAACAUAAGAGAGGAUCCCUGUGAAACGACAGAAUUAUCCGCCUCUUAUCCGCACUUAGUAUUGAGCAUGCAAGCUCUGCUGCAAGCGGAGGUGUCGAAGAGAAUUCCUCGAAAGAAGGUGACUUAUAGGAAUCCAUUAUCCGCUCCCAGUCGUUUCAACUAUACAUGGGAUACUUGGGUCCAAUGACGAUUUUCAAAGAAAUCUUAUAUUUCGAAUAAGAAUAUAAUAAUUUAAAGUAAGUCUGUAGAAUUACGCAAUAUGCAGUAGAAAAUCCAAAGCGCACUUAAAAUUAAGUGACUACUCGUAAGUUCUUUUAGGUUCAUAUGUAAAUAACUGUAGAAUAUGACUGUAAUGUUAUACGUAUACAUAAAGGCUGAAAUCUGCUUCUUGAAGUAGUAAAAAGGGUUCUCCUAAAAAUUUUAGUUUUGAUUUUUUCCAUUGAACAAAGGAACCGUGGUAAUGUAAUGAAUAAUUCUCAUAGUUGAGCUGCGUAGUGUUCCCGGACAGAGAUUGUUCAAAUAUUUACAUACCAGUAUUACGGGCGGUCUUGCUUGAAUUUUGUCCUUACCUUUUUCAUUGUCACUGAUUGUGUGAGCACGUAGGCACUUGAGAUAAAAAUCUCUUAAAUCUGCGUGUUUAUUGUUAGCUUAGGAUACCGUGAAAACCGAGCUUAAUUAGUGCCAAUUUACGCUCGGGUCUAUAAUCUCUGCAAUCUUGUAAGUAAACAAGGAGCAAAAAUAAACACUGAAAAUGUA